This is a messenger RNA of Carica papaya (papaya), 599 nucleotides long. The record is from RefSeq and is a predicted model, not a curated record. NCBI's taxonomy places the organism in Eukaryota, Viridiplantae, Streptophyta, Magnoliopsida, Brassicales, Caricaceae.
GUCAUCCACUAAGCUUUUCUCCCUCCAGAAGUCGUCGCGGUCGCGCCUGCGUCUUGUGAGUCCAUCAAUGGCGUUUCCUUCGACUGCCGUACUCUUCUUAUUCUUCUUCCUCUGCCUCAUUCUCCUCCCUCUCUCCCUCGCAGAUUCGUCUCUCGAUCCCGGCCUUCCAUCACCGUCGUCAUCAGAUAUCCACGAUAUUCUCCCAAAGUACGGAUUCCCGAAAGGUCUGCUACCGGCCAAUGUUAAAUCCUACAAUCUCUCGACUGAAAGCGUCUUCACCAUCGAGCUUGAAGAGCCGUGUUAUGUUAAUUUCGAGAAGUUGGUUUUCUAUGAUCGGAAGAUCACCGGUAAGCUCAGGUAUGGUUCGGUGAGUGAGGUCAGUGGGAUUCAAGCGAAAUUGGCCUUUAUCUGGGUUUCGGUGAGCGCGAUCGAGGUGGAUUCUAACUCGGAUAUGCUUGAGUUCUUUGUUGGUUUCAUAUCGAAGAAGUUUCCGGCUAAGGAGUUCGAGAAGAUCCCGUCUUGCAGGCGCAAUGCUGAUCCGCUCAUUGAUUUGAUGGAUUCCAUGUGAAGGUAAAUUACCAAUCUGUUUUCUCUUUUGU